Molecule: messenger RNA, 1317 nt
Organism: Cynara cardunculus var. scolymus (artichoke)
Lineage: Eukaryota; Viridiplantae; Streptophyta; Magnoliopsida; Asterales; Asteraceae
Product: deacetylvindoline O-acetyltransferase-like
Exons: 1
Coding region: 1-1287 (428 amino acids)
Source: RefSeq, a predicted model, not a curated record
AUGGCGAAGCUUCAAAGGUUUGGGAGAAUUAGGCAACUUCACACCAUCAUAUCUCAAGAAACCAUCAAACCAUCUUCCCCAACACCUCCCCACCUCAAAACUCACAAUCUUUCCUUGUUGGAUCGAUUUGUUGGCCACAUUCACAUGCCGAUAGUUUUCUUCUACCCAAACUACGACCAUGGCGACACCCACAUCCUAAAGAAGUCAUUAUCACAAUCUUUAACACAAUACUAUCCAUUCGCAGGCAGGUUUCCAGCACCUCAUGCACCUCACAUUAACUGUAACGACGAAGGAGUUGUGUUCUUGGAAGCUUCUAACAAUGGCAGACUUGAUGAGUUUAUCCGCAAGAAAGAGCAUGACGAGACUAUGGACCGGCUCAUCCCCAAUGGUCUAGGUUGUACUAUGCACAAGACUAGCCCUAACUUGAUCGAGGUCCAACUGAACCAUUUCGCCGGUGGUGGAGCUGCUCUGGCGGUGUCUAUAUCGCACAAGCUAGCUGACGCAUUGACCAUGGCCAGCUUUUUCAACCACUGGGCCACUGUAACACGUGGUGGAUCACCAAUAAACCCUAGUUUCGUUUCUUCCUCCGUAACCAACAAUGAAAUCUUAGGGUUUCCGUUAAUAGACACCGAAAAGCUUAACUAUGUAAGAAGGAGAUUUGUGUUCCCUAAUUCAAAACUAUAUGAGCUCAAGAACAAGGUUAAUGCCAUGGGAACAUCUCCAAUGAACCCUAGUCGGGUCGAAUUAUUGACAUCUUUACUCUUCAAAUGCGCAGUGGAUUCAGCCACAAGAAAGUCAGGUUCUUUGAUGCCAUCAAACUUGUUUCACACGGUAAACAUGAGGAACAGAAACAUCAAAAAAUUCCCAGAAACAGCAGCAGGAAACUUAAGUACGACGGUGAUUGCAAAGAUAGCAACCGAUUCAGGUGAAAUCAAGCUACAUGAGGUGAUUGGUACGUUGAGGAAAGGGAUCAUGGAGCUUGAAGAACUAAGCAAUGUGGAAGAAGUAAUCGGAAACUUGUUGAGCAAGUUAUCACCAUUAGAGGGCGAACAAAGUCGAGCCUAUAUUUCUUCAAGCAUGUGCAGGUUUCCGUUUUACGAAAUGGAUUUCGGAUGGGGGAAACCGGUGGAUAUAAUGUUUCGAAUUCCAGAAGUGAAUGAUAGUUGUGUUCUUCUUAUGGAUGCUCAAUCUGGAGACGGGAUUGAAGCAUUGGUGCGUCUGCAGGAAGAAGAAAUGGAUAUCUUUCGAAAGGACAAAGAUCUUCUUGCAUAUGUUGAAGACAUGUGAAAAUGUUGUGCAAUUUGGUGUCAAUAAAUU